Messenger RNA from Morchella sextelata, 2313 nucleotides. RefSeq lists its product as uncharacterized. The transcript is spliced from 5 exons. The record is from RefSeq and is a predicted model, not a curated record. Gene Ontology annotation, molecular function: dipeptidyl-peptidase activity; serine-type endopeptidase activity. Bases 1 to 2313 code for a protein of 770 amino acids. Lineage: Eukaryota; Fungi; Ascomycota; Pezizomycetes; Pezizales; Morchellaceae. Gene Ontology annotation, biological process: proteolysis.
AUGAAGUACCUUAAUACGUUCUCGUCACUCAGGGGUGCACUAGUACUCGGCCUCACGAUCUCUGUAGCAGCAGCCCCAGCACCUGGUAAGAUAGGGAAACUCGUAACGUUCGCCGACAUCUUCUCCGGAAACUAUUCAGUCUCCAGCACUUCUGUACAAUGGAUCGCCGACUCCAGCGAUGGCACAUACGUGGUCCAAGAUCCCACAACUGGUUCUCUAGUGUUUGCCAACAUUGUUACUGGCACCAAUGAGACAUUUGUGGAUGCUGCAGAUAUAGGGGAGGCGGCUUCUACCUUUUACGACUACUACAUUCAGCCGUCGGGGGACAAUGUGCUGUUUUCGGCAAACUAUACGAAGCAGUACAGAUAUUCGUUCUUUGCGGACUACUAUAUAUUCAAUAGGGCUAGUAAGAGCUUGAAACCGCUUGUAGACGAUCAGGUUGGAGAUAUCCAGUAUGCGGGUUGGAAUACUAGAGGGGAUAGCAUUGCGUAUGUGAGGGGGAACAAUUUGUUCAUGUGGGUUAAUGGAACUGUCACGCAGAUUACAGAUGAUGGCGGGGUGGACGUCUUCAAUGGCGUUCCAGAUUGGGUAUACGAGGAAGAGAUUUACGGUGAUACAAAGGUUCUCUGGUUCUCACCAGACGGUGAAAAUCUUGCAUUCCUGCGCUUCAAUGAAACAGGCGUACCAACCUACACCAUACCCUACUACAUGGAUUCUCAAUCAAAAGCCCCUCCAUACCCCAGAGAACUCGAACUUCGGUAUCCCAAAGUAGGGGAAACCAAUCCCACUGCAACAUUUCACCUGCUCGAUCUUUCGGACCUUGCAGCUGGUCCCCAGGAAAUUGAGUUUGAAUCUUUUGCCCCGGAAGAUCUACUGAUCACGGAGGUUGCUUGGGUCGCCGAAGAACAUGAAGCUGUCAUCUUCCGCACAAUGAACAGAGUUCAGAAUCUUGAGAAGUUGAUUGUUGUAGAUGUUAAAAGCGCCGAGUCGAGUGUAGUCCGGGAGAGAGAUGGGACAGAUGGGUGGAUUGAUAACAAUCUUGCAAUUCAAUACAUCCCCGGUCUUUCAACUCCCUCGUACAUUGAUAUCUCAGAUCAUACUGGAUAUGCCCAUCUCUAUCUCUAUCCCGUUGCUGGCGGCUCCCCAAUUGUCCUCACAUCUGGAGAAUAUGAAGUCAUCUCGAUCGUCAAGGUCGAUGUCUCUCGAAAUGUCGUUUACUAUCUCUCAACCGAGCGUGACUCCACAGAGCGCCACCUAUACUCUGUCGGUCUAGAUGGAAAAGGCAAAAAGGCUCUCGUAGACACCAACAAAGAUGGGUACUGGGCGGCCUCAUUCUCGGACGGUGGUGCCUACUACAUUCUCUCAUACAGAGGCCCUGAUUUACCCCAUCAGGAGCUGUACUCGGUCAACAACACCAAUGUAGCAAUCAAGACCAUGACUGACAACGCAGCGCUUAAAACAAAGCUAGCUGAAUUCAAUCUCCCUACUGUAUCUUGGAGUACUCUUAAACAUCCUGACGGGUACGAACUAAAUGUAGUCGAGUAUCUUCCCCCUAACUUUGACCCAAAGAAGAAGUAUCAGGUCCUCUUUGACAUAUACGGAGGACCCGGUUCUCAAGAAACCGGCAAGACCUUCCGUCGAAAUGUAGGUUGGAGUUCGUACGUCACUAGCGACCCAGAGUUGGAGUAUAUCAUCCUCUCGGUCGACAACCGUGGGACUGGUUUUAAAGGAAGAGCAUUCAGGACCCUUGUGAACAGGCAACUCGGAAAGCUAGAGGCACAGGAUCAGGUUUGGGCGGCGCAACAGUGGGCCAAAAAGAGUUAUGUUGAUGAGAAAAAGAUUGCGAUAUGGGGGUGGAGCUUUGGAGGGUAUUUGACCAGCAAGGUGCUGGAGCUCGAUAGCGGGGUGUUUUCCCUCGGCCUAAUCACCGCCCCUGUAUCAGACUGGCGUUUCUAUGAUUCGAUGUAUACAGAACGCUACAUGGGCACCCUUGAAGACAACCAAGCCGGCUACGCAGAGUCCGCUGUCGCCCUACCCGGAGGCUUCAAGAACGUUGCGGGCGGAUUCCUAGUCCAGCAUGGUACCGGCGAUGAUAAUGUCCAUUUCCAGAAUAGUGCCGCCCUUGUAGAUACCCUGAUGGUUGCCGGUGUCUCUCCGGAGAAGAUGAGGGUGCAGUGGUUCACGGAUAGCGACCACAGCAUCAACUUCCAUGGAGGGACACCGUUCCUAUACAAGCAGCUCGCGAAGGCUCUUUAUGAAGAGAAGGAGAGAAAAGAGACUACGAAACAUCAAUGGAGCCGUAGAGGGGAGUAG